This is a messenger RNA of Oncorhynchus tshawytscha (Chinook salmon), 4616 nucleotides long. Its product is annotated as ribonucleoprotein PTB-binding 2. The record is from RefSeq and is a predicted model, not a curated record. Bases 63 to 2609 code for a protein of 848 amino acids. Gene Ontology annotation, molecular function: mRNA binding. Gene Ontology annotation, cellular component: cytosol. The transcript has 15 exons. NCBI's taxonomy places the organism in Eukaryota, Metazoa, Chordata, Actinopteri, Salmoniformes, Salmonidae.
CCCACGGUUUUCAUAGCUCACCUACCGCUGCCUCCACUCACUUUCUUUCACAGCUACUCAAGAUGGCGGCAGCUUCCUCCAUCCAGCCGCCGAGCGUUCACUCUUUAAACCAUGCAAACGCACCUUUCCUGGAUUCUGACAGCCCGGAGACCCGCCAGGAUGAGGACGCAGUUUCCGAGGGGACCAGUCUCCGAGACUUACCCGAUUUGGAACCGGAGGAGAUUGAGAAGAGGCUGGAGAAAACUCGCCACGAGUUGAGCAACAGGAGGAAAAUCCUCAUUAAAAACCUGCCACAAGAUACGACCAACCAGGAGGUCCAUGAGAUUCUGAGAGAGUACGAGCUCAAGUACUGCUUUGUGGACCGCAACAAAGGGACAGCGUUUGUGACCCUGCUGAACGGUGACCAGGCUCAGGGUGCCAUCCGCUCCCUCCACCAGAGCAACAUGCGUGGCCGAGACAUCACGGUGCAGCUCCAGCCCACCGACUCCCUGCUGUGCCUCACCAACCUGCCCCACACCUUCACCGCCCAGCAGCUGGAGGAGCUGGUCCGUUCCUACGGAAACAUCGAGCGCUGCUUCCUGGUCUACAGCGAGCUCACCGGACACUCCAAGGGCUACGGCUUCGUGGAGUACAUGAAGAAGGACUCAGCGUCGCGGGCGCGGUCAGAGCUGCUGGGGCGACCGCAGGGGGACCGCGCGGUCAUGAUCCAGUGGACAGACGUGAACCAGCUGACCGCGGGUCACCACCUCCACUCUAAGUGCCUCUGUGUGGACCGGCUGCCCCAGGAGUACGAGUCAGAGGAGCUGAACCUGCUGUUCUCGGAGCGCUACAAGCCUGUCUUCUGCCAGCUGGCCCAGGAUGAGGGCAGCCCGGUGCGUGGCUUCGGGGUGGUGGAGUAUGAGAGUGCAGAGCAGGCGGAGGCCAUUCUGAUAGAGAUGGACAAAACAUUGGUGGGAGGACAGGAGAUCCGUCUGUCUCUCUGCACCCCCGGAACCUCAGGCAGGAGCACAUUGGCCGCGCUCAUAGCUGCUCAGGGCGUGAUGUUGAGUAGUAAGAAGGGCUUACUGCCGGAGCCCAACCUGGCCCAGCUACUGAACAGCAUGACCAACCCAGCAGCCCUACAGGUCCUCAUGAGGCCCUACCACACUGGGAAACGAGGAGGGAAGUACGGGCGGCACCCCAGCCUUUCUCCGUUCCUCAGACCCCCCCUCACAGCAGCCCUGCUACAACUGGGGAAGGUACAGCAGAGUGCCAUGUUGGGGAACGGGCUGGUUCUGCAGAACCUCCUGCACAUGCAGCUGGCCCAGCAGCAGCUCUUACAUAUCAAAGACAAGCACAUCAGCAAUGUAUCCAGUCUGCUGGGUGACCCUUCUCGUCUCCUCCUACAGAAAGCCCUGGGUCUCAGACCUCCAGCCCACAUGACCUUGGGCAAAGGUCUGCUGGGUGACUCCCCCAUCGAGUUGGGUCAGGAGUCCCUGCCAGCGUCCAGUCAGGCCACGGUGUCAGCAGCGGGCAUGAUGCCCUACCUGCAGGCGCGGGCACACCUGGGUAUAGCCGGGGGAGGGGAGCUGAACGGGGCCUGCAUCUCCACCGCAGCCUCUGACAGGCAGCCAGCGCCUCCUGGGACCACGAUGCACGUUCAGCACCAGGGACACAGCUACUCAUUGGGAAUGAGCAGCCCGGGGCUGGGCCCCCCUCCACCCAAAGCCCCAGGGGCCCACCAGCUCGGCCUAUACAGCCACAGUAGCACCGACAGCAGCGCAGCUAGUGGAGCUCCCAGCUGUCAUAUCUCUCUUCUGGGUGAACCUCCUAAAGAGAUGAAGCUGCCCUCCAACCCCUACCUGAAUCUAGCUAGUGUGUUACCUGGCAUGGUAAUGCAAGCCCCGGCGGCCAGUAAAGCGCAGGCAGGACAGCCUCUGGCUGGGAUGUACAGCAGUGCUAUGCCACCUGUCUCCCAACCCUCCACCUCUCACGCCCCAGCGCCCUACAGCACAGAUACCUCUGCAGACUACAGCCAUUACAGCCAGGCAUACUCACAGGAGGCCAUUCAGCAGUGGUACCAGCACUACCAAGCACAAGCCCAGAGCUACAGCACCGCCCCCCAGGAGAGCCAAGCUGUGGACUACGCCAAGGAGCACACACAGGCGGCGGCGCCGUCCUAUGGGGAUUACAGCUCCUACAUGCAGGCUGUCAGUCAGUACUAUUCUCAGCCUCCCGUGACCCAGCCACCUCCCCAGGCUUACCAGAACAGAGAACCCACCAAGGAGGCUGACGUGUGUAAGCCACUGGGUGUGUCUCUACAUGCGGUCAGUAACAGUGGUGCCCAGUCGGUGCUGCCAGCCUACAGCUCUAUCCCUAUGAUGCCAGGCUUCAUGACCGUGCCACCUCCCUCCACACACACACUCCCACCCAGCCCUGUCACACACACUCAGAGUGCCCAAGCGGCCAGCGAAUGGAACCAGUAUUACUAUAAUCAGGCUCGGGGGCAGAAGCGGGAGUACCCUCACUUGGCGGUGCAGAAUAUGACAUCAGAGGGCGUGUAUGUGGGGCAGCACUCCCAGGGGCUAGGGGGGCAGUACGCUGACUACUUCAAGAAGAAGAGGAUCUAGAGAUGACCUAUGACCCCCCCCUCCCUGCACCCUAACCCCUACAGUACAUAAACACAGUCUCGGGCUUAGUGUUGUACAACUUUGGUUAACACACACACCGUUAUGUCGCUUUUGUCCUUUUUCAAGCCUUAAUUCUGAACUAUUACUCUCUUCUCAGUUGAUGUGUAAAUGUUUAUUGACUAAUAAUCUGUACAUGGUUUGUAUUGUAUAUAUGAGCUGCUUUUGUAUUUUAUGGCCAAUCAGUCAGUCUGCCUUGUUGAAGGCCAGUCACUGUGUAGUCGGGUUUCUCUCUCUCUCUGUUUUUAUCUCUCUGUGUCUCUGUGUCUUUCUUCAAGUGGGGGAAACUGUACAGCGUUGCACACAGAGUUGCUUUGAUGCCUUGCUGUAACUGACGUGUUUUUCUCUUCCUCGGUGUCUUUCUCUUUUUCUGACUGCCUCAGUGUCUCUUUUUAUCUCUCUUCGCGGAGACCUUGACUUGGCGCGUGUGUGUAUGUGUGUGUGUGCGCGCGCGUGCAUAUUUGUUGUGCCGUGCUGUAAGCGUAGGAGUGAUCAGCCAUUCCCAGGGUACAAGGCGGCGGGUCUACCCUGGAAACUCAAGAGACACAGGAAGGGGGACAUCCAAUCACUGCUCUUAACCUUUAACAAUGGACACUAACCCUAACGUAGCAGGUGUAAAAGAAACGUCUGAAACUAGAUCCUCUACAUACUGGUCUUGACGAGAAGAAGAAAAAAAACCUGUUGGGGGAGGUUCUCUUCUGCACUGUUCAACCAAUCCAGUAAAUGUGGAGGAGGAGUUAAGAUGGGAGUGUUUCUCAGGUGUCACCUUGUUAACAUGCAAAAGUGGAACUCCCGGCUCUCUUUCCAUUUCCCCUGAAAACCGGAACAUCCGUUUGUUGGGGACUCGGCCGAUGCUAAUGGACACUUACAAAGGCUGGGCUGGUCUACUAGCAAAUGAAUGGACACCUAAACGUGGUAUCUUAUAGCCAUUAGAAUAGUCACCGAGUGGACACUUCUUUGUGCCCAUAUAGUUAUGUAUUAUAACUUGCUUGUAGAUGGACACUUACUAGGCCUUCAUAUGGUCCUGUGUUUGUGAUAGCUACAGGUUUGAAACCUUCCUGUUUAUAAUGGCUGUUGUUUUCUGUAGGGGCCAUGGAACAGUGGCUCAGUCGCUAAACGCAAUAAGGUACGCAGGAGGAGGACUCCCAGGUUUUCCCAGGUUCUUCUCUUCUUUACCCACUGGUUUUAUGUUUUAAAUGCGGUGGACUUUUCAGGAACGGGAAGGACUCUGGAGAGACAAAUAAACCAACCGACACUUUAAUACCGCUUAAUAAGCUGCCAUUAGAAAUGAAACCCCAAAACAGAAAGAUUCAGGAGAGUAGCCAUGUUGAAUUAUCUCAGAGAUGUUGUGGACUCUCAAUUCUAUUUUGAGUCGGUCAAUUCAGGAAUUUAAAAGCCAGAAGUAUGUAAUAAUAAAUCAGCAAUUUUCAUCAAGCAAUGAAUCUAAUUUCAAUUCAUCCCCUUAAGACUCAUGUGGUACAGUGCAAGUGAAAAGGCCCUGAACCCAACCCUGGUGAUCUGACAGAGGGGGUGCUAGGGGUAUGAAGGCCCCAGGAGAGGGCAUGGAUGAGGGCUAAGUGUUGGCACAGGUAUUCAGCCUGAGACCCAGGCAAUAACGACAACUACUGCACCAACAAAUAUCACAAUGCCAACACGAAGGCGUUACCUCUCUGCUAUAAUAAAUCAAAUCUGCCCGUCUCUUGAUUUAUCUCUUUUCACCUUUCUUCCUGUCCUUUUCUCUCGUUAUAUGCUACCUACUCUCUAAUCUGUCUGUUUUCAUCCUCCACUCUUGACUUGAUGAGGCUGCGUUCUCCUGUGUCACGUGACUUGAUGAGGCUGCGUUCUCCUGUGUCACGUGACUUGAUGAGGCUGCGUUCUCCUGUGUCACGUGACUUGAUGAGGCUGCGUCCUCCUGUGUCACGUGACUUGAUGAGGCUGCGUUCUCCUGUG